Molecule: messenger RNA, 4089 nt
Organism: Diabrotica balteata
Lineage: Eukaryota; Metazoa; Arthropoda; Insecta; Coleoptera; Chrysomelidae
Source: the annotation of a GenBank genome assembly
UUUUAUUUUCCAGAUCCCAUAUCAGAAACACCAGACGGUAUAACAGAAUUACCAUCAGGAGGAGACGUCUGGGUUUUAGUUAUAGAAAAUUCAAAACCAACAGACUCUGGAGUAUAUGUCUGCGAAGUUAAUAGUAGUCCUACGGUUCGAAGUUUUCAUAAACUUAGUGUGUUAUCAAAGUCCAUGCUGCCCCCUAAUUACACAACAACUGACCCUUCUACAUCAGGAGAAGACCAACGGCAACUGAGCAGCAAAAAUCACAAUUAUACAGAUUGUUGUGUAGCAAAAAACGUUUCAACUGUAUGUCUUGGAUUCUGUAAUAUACAAAGUAUUCUAGAGGAUCAUUUUUCAGGAACAACUGGACAAGAUCCUGAACAAUGUGAAACAGAUUUUCCAUCAAUUGUCAGCUGCAUGGCCGAUGGUAGAAAUCAUGUUCCCUGUUGUAUACAAGAAAGGGUACCUGAUAUAUGUCAAGAUGUCUGUAGAGGAGAGUACACAGCUAUCACCGAUAACAUUAAAACUCACUUUUCCUGUUCUUCGUACACAGAGCAGACGUUGGCAUGUAUUGUAGAAGGCAUUGAGCUACUACCUAGUCCUCCAGUAAACGUAGAAGUAGAAGCUCUCACAGAAAAAUCCCUUCGGGUUCAGUGGAAUCUACCAGUAUCAAACAAUGAAACUAUAACGGAAUUUGCAGUAAACGUCACCUCAUUAAAAAGUUUUGAUAUCAGGAAAACAAGCAACAAAGACAGAAAUGACAGUGCCACAUUUACACAAAGCGUUUUAGUUAAGGUUCCAGUAAGCCAAACCAGUACAGUCUUACAAAAUCUAUUACCAUUCACAAUGUACGACAUUACUGUGACUGCUAUUAAUCGUCACGGCAGCAGUCUUCCAAGCUACAGCGUCCGUUCGUUAACAUUAACACCAGGCAGCGUGAAACAGACAACAACUGGACGGCCGCCACAACUGCCAGAUAUAAAAAGUUGUUGCGCGAACAAAGGUAUCGUGCACAAAACAUGUGUAACAAAACUGUGCGACCCAAUACAAGCUUCAUCAGCUGAAAUAACAGAUCUUAUGAUCUGCGCACCUUGGGCUGCUGACACUUUCGGAUGUUUGACCAAUGGAAUGGACCAUACUCCUUGUUGUAGAGCGAGAGGUUUGCCGGAUAUAUGUCAGCAUCUUUGUACUGGCAAUGUGUCAAGUAUAGACUUUAAUUAUUUUAAGUGUCUUCGUUACAUGGGUGAAUACACAAACUGCCUACUUCAAGGAUAUGGAGUUCUACCAAGUGCUCCUACUGAAUUCCACGUAACUAAUAUAGAAACUGAAUUUGCUAUCCUUCAUUGGUCUCAGCCUAAAACACUGGGAGAUACAGUUUUAUACUAUAAUCUUUUUAUACGCAACGCCGAUGACGAGCUUUCUGAGUAUACCAUGAUGAAACGGGUGCGCAGUCCAUAUAUUAUGGAGAAUCUAGAAAGCGAGACUGAGUAUGAGGUAUACGUGCAGGCUGUCAAUGCUCAUGGUGUGGGAACUCCUAGUGCAAUGUUGACUUUCAGAACAGAAAGUAAGAUAGUUGAAGAGAAAAUCGAAGAAGCGUUGGUCUACAACGUUACAGGCUGUUGUGUAGAAGCUCAAGUCAACUCGGUGUGUCUACCUCUUUGUUCCUACAAUGCCAACAUGACUGAUUUAAAAGCUUUAGCCAGUGUCUGCAAGGGAGACUACGAGAAGAUACUUAAAUGCGCCGCAGGGGGGCGCAAUCAUGCAACAUGUUGUCACAGACGUGGAGUACCAUCAGGUUGUUUGCCAGUCUGUAAUGGAGUGCUGCUUCAUCAGUUUGCUUCAGCUACUACCAGCUGCGUACCGUAUAUUGGAAAUAUUGCUCAAUGUUUCGAAGAAGGCGCUGGGAAAUUGCCUGGUCCUAUCUCUGGUUUACAUGCUGUAAUUAUCGAUGAACAUAGCAUCCUUUUGGAGUGGAAUGUGCCGGACAAUUCAACUAACGUUACAGAUUAUGUCGUCUACUAUCAAAAAGUAGAUAACACAUCGAUGUACGAGACGGUUUCCAAAUUAGAUCAGCAUAUAAACACUACUCUUACGACAGCUACUUUAACAGGAUUGGAGGAAAAACAAAUGUACCAUAUUUUUGUGGUCUCCAGGAACGAAGAAGGCACGUCAUUGCCUUCCUCAAUCAUCGUGAUUAAACUAGUCAAAGAAGAUGUUUCCAAAUGGGUUAAUGGUGUUACUUCUCCCCCACAUUCAUUAGCAGUCGCUAGUCAUAGUGCUACGUGGGUCAUGAUUUCCUGGCAGCCUCCGGAAUUCAGCCAUCCCUCAGAACUUAUUACUUACAGAGUGUUCCACAAAUCCACUGCCGAAGAACAAUUCCAUUCGAAGAACGUAUCAGUAAAUUCCUACAUGCUAAACAGUUUGAAUCCCAACACUCAGUACAUCGUAUACAUUCAAGCCGUAUCAGAAAAAGGGGUUAGUAUGCCCUCGGAAACUUUAAUAGCUUGGACUGAUCCAGCUUACCCGGCUUUUGUCGAACCUCCAACAGUUCAUCCCAUAAAUCUAGUAAUAGAAGGCAGCAGCAUGACAAUUCUUUGCAUAGCAAUGGGCACACCAAUGCCCACGAUAUCUUUAUACAUAUCUGGCAGACUUGUUAGACAAGAAACAACAAGGCACAUGGUCACAGUGAUACAUAACGUUACUAAAGAUAUGAACCAGAUCUCCUGUUACGCUGAUAAUGGCUAUGGCACUCCUAUGCAGGCUUCCAGAAAAAUUAUUAUAAGUCAUGGUCCACAUAUUCAAGCAAGUGGUAUAACCAUGACAACCAUCGGUGAUUCCGUUACGCUAGAAUGUAAAGUAGAAGCUCAACCAGAGCCCAAGAUGAUUUUCUGGAGGAACCACGAAGACCGAACGCCAGUUAUUCAGGGUGGAAAAUACGAUAUUACUGCAAAACCCGUUAAAGACGAAGACGAUAAAUAUAUAAUGCAGCUCACCAUUAAGCAAAUCACUGACAUGGACGUCGGGGAUUACUACUGUCAUGCGGAAAAUGCUUUUGGCAGCUCUACACAGCCGGUGUCAGUAAGAAUUAGAAAUCUGGCUUCUGUAAACAAUCUGACUCAAUGCUGCCUAGAACAAAACGUCACUUCACCAUGCAUGGAUGCCUGCUCGUUUUAUCUAGACAUAGAUGCUGUGAUAGAUAAGUUGGAAUGUGUUCAAGAUUUUGGCAAGUUAAUGAAAUGUGCUAGUGAUGGUUCGGACCAUAGAAGUUGUUGUGCCCACCAAAAAGUUUCGAGGAGAUGUCUGGACUGGUGCAGAGGAGAGCCCGUGCUAAACAAUAAAGCUUGUGUUUUGGCUCACACCAAACAGAUCAUGAGUUGUUUCCACGAAGGACGAGAUAAGUUACCUGGGCCACCGCAGAAUAUCCACGUAGAUUUCAUCGAUUCCCAUUCUGUAAAUAUCAACUGGAGUCCACCAAUCAAAAACCCUCACACUGUCGAACUAUACAGGGUGAUGCUCAAGUUAAACGAUCCACAUAGUAAAGAGAAUUUCACAGCAGAUACAGCUACAACGCAUAUUAAAUUUCAAAACCUUAGAGCUGGUGCAACAUAUGCUCUCGUUAUAAAAGCAGGAAACAGCAAGGGAACAUCCACCCUAACCGAACCCUUAAAAUUCACAAUGAGCGAUAAAUACAUCACUUCUGCGGCGAGCCAGGAAGGUCACGAUGGACAUGUAGGAGUAAUUGUAGCUGUUAUUUUGGCACUAGUUGUAGUUGCUGCCAUUUUCGCGGGAGCUGUGUGGUUUAUGAGAAACAAGAAGAUGUUAGGAAUCAAGAGUUCAAAUGGAAUUGCUUUCGAAAACCCUAGUUAUUUGAGAGAAGUCAAUAUGGAUCAUAUUCAGGUGCCUCAAAGAGAAACCGAAACAACCCAACUUGCAAAUGGUAGUGCCAACGGUAUAGCAGUUUCUUCUUCUUCGGGAGGAGAAGGCUGGAAAAACGAAGCUCUUCACGUACCUGCACAACAAGAGGUCAAUCCAACCUUAUACGAAGAAUUAAAAUUGGGUCAAGAUGGUGCUGGAUUUAAGAGACUAAAACCCUAG